CAGAGCUGGGCUGCAGGGCCGCGCAGGUUUCACUUCGCUCCGCGCAGCCGCCGGGUCUGCAGUUUGUUGGAGCUCUGCGUCCAGCGCCGCUGCCGCCGCCGCCGCCGCCACUACCACCACUUGAUUCUUGCAGCCACCCUGCGAACCCUGCCACACUGCGAUCGCAUCAUCGGGGUAUUCGGUUCGCUGCGUUCCCGCCGCCACCGCCUCGGCGCCCUUCCCUUGGCCCUUGUUCCCCCAAAUGUCUGACUCUGACUCUCGGACUGAGAAACGCAAGAAAAAAAGACCAAAUGGCAAAGCAACCUUCUGAUGUAAGUUCUGAGUGUGACCGAGAAGGUAGACAAUUGCAGCCUGCGGAGAGGCCUCCCCAGCUCAGACCUGGGGCCCCUACCUCCCUACAGACAGAGCCACAAGGUAAUCCUGAAGGCAAUCACGGAGGUGAAGGGGACAGCUGCCCCCACGGCAGCCCUCAGGGCCCGCUGGCCCCACCGGCCAGCCCUGGCCCUUUUGCUACCAGAUCCCCGCUUUUCAUCUUUAUGAGAAGAUCCUCCCUGCUGUCUCGAUCCUCCAGUGGGUAUUUCUCUUUUGACACAGACAGGAGCCCAGCACCCAUGAGUUGUGACAAAUCAACACAAACCCCAAGUCCUCCUUGCCAGGCCUUCAACCACUAUCUCAGUGCAAUGGCUUCCAUGAGGCAGGCUGAACCUGCAGAUAUGCGCCCGGAGAUAUGGAUUGCCCAAGAGUUGCGGCGUAUCGGAGACGAGUUUAACGCUUACUAUGCAAGGAGGGUAUUUUUGAAUAAUUACCAAGCAGCCGAAGACCACCCACGAAUGGUUAUCUUACGACUGUUACGUUACAUUGUCCGCCUGGUGUGGAGAAUGCAUUGACAGGUUCUUUGCGGAGCCGAGCUACGGCUCCGUGCAGACAUUUUGCUUGUUCCAACCAACAAGACCCAGCACCGCGGUCUGCUGGUGCCAUUAUUAGGCAGCCAGAGGUUCUCUCGUGGAGGGGCAGGUGACAUGUUCAGAAGACACCGAGCUGGAUGGGACUACCUUUCUGUUCAUCACCACACAGCAGAAUUUCUAAUGGAAGUUUGUUGUGAAUGUAAAGGAAGGAGCAUUCUUUGCUUUUUAAUGUACAAACCAUGGUUUUUUGGAGCAGGAUUUUGUGUAAGAAUGGUGUUUACAUGCAGUGUAUUUUCCCCCUCACCUUCAAUAAGGUUUUUCAAAAAGGAAAUGGAAACUUUUUAACCAAUUUGUGAAUAAUUUUUGUAUUAAAAUUUUAAGAACCUAUGGCCUAUUCUCAGGGGAUUAUGUAAACCCUGCAGUAGAAACUGAGCCAGCUAACUUAAAAAGCUGCCUUAGUUUAUUUUUAGAGAUUACAGAAUUUUUAAACAGGGAGAGGUGUGAUAUACUCCCUUCCUUCCCUACUAUUGCCUGUUUGACCUUUUUAAAUUAUUUUUAAUACCAAAAGAGUUCUUUUGAUUUAAUCAGUUGAUUAAAAGGGCAGAGGGUCUGUUGUCAGCCUGCAUGGAUAUGCCAGUCCCAUUUGUAAAUAUUUACGUACCUUUAUAAAUUCAGUUGCAUCUGUGGCAAAAUUUCAGACUAUUUUUGCGUCUUUCCUCAUCACUUUUUGUGAUGCACCUCCAGUCUGGACUCAGAUGCAUAGAUUUGGUCCAGUGUAUUUUCAUGAUAAAGUGAAAUUGAGUCAGAACAAGAGUUAGUAUCUGCCUGUGUCUUGCACAGUUUGAGCGAUCUGUUAUUAACUGGGAAGCAUUUGGUGUUGGUUUUCAUUCCAUUUCAAUGAGCAUGUUAUUGGGAAGUAUUGUGAAGAGGCAAUAGCAGUAAUAACAACAGACAAGUGCUACGCCCCUUUGUGCUGCUGGCUUUUCUGGUUGCAGGCUUUCCCAUGGUCACAGGAUGCACUGUCAGCAUCAGGUCCCAGAGGGCCACUGUGUCCAUUACAGCAGAGUCCAGCUGCAGCAUCCAGCUCACACCCUCAUGGGAAUUGGCACAGGCCUGGGACAGGGCUUCUGAUGGCCAUUUGCUUGGCCUCCUGCAUUUUAGUCCAACUCACAGUCCACUAGCCUCACUCCUUUAAAUUCACUUUGAAACAUAGGCUUCAUCCCACUUCCACCAGCACCAUAGAAGAAGAAUUCUGGGCAGAAGUCUGUUUUUUUCAUUCUUCCAGGACAGUUGGAUAUUGUCAGGCCACUCGUGCCCCCAGCCGUGUAGUGAGGGUGCUCUUUCUCUGUGCCUGCUCCUUAUGAGUGCAAUGGAAGGAAGCCACACACUGGUCAGUCAUUUCAGAGGCAGCAGACACCCAGGGAGACCUAAGAAAGAGUCAGGUUAGGGAGCAGUGAAAGUGAGGAGGGAAGACAAUUCUGUGAACUCUGUAACUCUUAAAAUUUUUGAAAACUCCAAUCAUUAAACAACUUUUAAAAGAAAUAACUAAAUUUUCAAAUGAGUCAGCAGUGCCAGCAACUAGUGUUUUGCCCAAUAGAAGAGCCAGCAUGUUCACGUUAUUUAAAUUAGGUGGAAAAAUCUAAACAUUUGUAUCUUCAUAAUUUAAAAAAUAUAUAUGUAUAUAUUGCAUAUUCACUUUUUCCUUUAGGUAGAGAUGAUUUCAUUCCAAAUACUCUUACUUUAAAAAAUUUCCUUUCCCCAAGAAUCUCCUUGGGACUUUGACUUAUUUUUAAAGCUGUGUUGGAGCUCAGCUUGUUCCCUGAUGUGUCUCGAGCCCAUUUGUAGGGCCACACAAAGCCCACGGUUACAAGCAGUGGUAGGAUUGCAGCUGUGGGCCUGCUGGACACACACACACACCAAAGAUGUAUUUGGAUCUGGGCGCCCCCUCCCAGGAUCGCUGUACUCAUGUGCCAGUCUCCUGACUAGAGCACUUUACUCUGUUUCCUCAGCCCUGCAGCCCCUGGAGCACACACUGGGUGCAGCCCUGGGCCAGGCACGGGAGGCCCUGCCCUGUGCUGCCCAGGGGCUGUGUGCAUCACACGAGCGCAUUUCCCUCUGGCCUGGUGGCCUCCAGGCUGGCUGUGGAAACAGUUCCUGAGGAAAUUAGAGAUUCUAUGAAUUGUAGGAGUAUUAAAGAACAGGCUGUUGGCACCAGAACUUAAAGCGAUGACUGGAUGUCUCUGUACUGUAUGUAUCUGGUUAUCAAGAUGCCUCUGCAGAAAGUAUGCCUCCUGUGGGUAUACAUUUUUACCUUUUUUUAAAAACGUUUUUGUAGAAAAAAUAAUUAAAUCCCCUUUUUGGAAACUUAAUGCAGGUUUUGUGCCUUGACAACCUCUUCCUAUGUGAGGUUUGUAAAAAGUGUCCUGUGACUUAACACAGAAACGCAAUAAACACAAAAAAUAGUUUCAUGAGUGAUUCUUCAGAUGUCCUUUCCAGAAACCAGCUGAUGAAGAAUUUUGGGGGUGGGGGUUGUGGAGAAAUCAAGUUUAAAAUUCCUUCUGAUUAAAAAAAUAUAGUGGAAUACAAUUGUCUGCCGUUUCCCCUUCUUAAUGUAUAUAUUGUGAGUAUUUAUUAGAUUCGUAGGUCAUAUUACUUACCAACUGAGCCAAAUGUCUGUGUGCAAUUGUGUUUCCUUUACCUUUCUUGUAAAAUUUUGUACAGCAUAAAUAAGUAAAAAAAAAAUCACUGUUUUUCUAAACUUUUUCAAAAUCAAGGAUUGUAAAUAUUGUAGAUUAUUUUUCUGUGUGAUGUGUCCUACUGUUUCAUAAUGCUGUAACUUGUAGAAAUAUUGUAUAUUUAUUUUCUGCUUAUUUAAUGUCUUAAUUUCUGAAAAGUAUUAACAUCCCUGUCUCCCACCCCCCUGCCAUCCCACGAAGUUAACUCCUGAGAGGUGUUGGGGGUGACUGGAGAGCUCACUGCAGACCACAUGGUCCUCCAGGGUGGCUCUCCAGCUUUGGGUCCUGGUAUUUCCAGUCAAGUGGGUUUCAAUUCUUGGGCUUUGCCGCCCUUAUGAUGAAGUGUGUGCUUGAUGCCAGUGAGAAACUCAGUCUGGCAGGCUACAAAAUUCUACUCCAAGAAAUACCCAGCAACCUUCUGUUUGUUCCAAAGCAACUAGCUUAUCAUGCAAGCAAAUUUUGCUGACUCCAGGCUUUAUCUUUAGGAAAACAAAAAAACCAAAGUAUUAUCAGCAGGUGGGAAGGAUUUUUCUAUUGAAAAUUUUUCCCUGACAACUCAGUGUUUAGAAAAAAAUUAAAAUGUGCCACUUCCAGAGGUGCUGCAUUGCAGUUGUUCAGGGCUAGGGCCAGGCAGGACAAGGGAACAGGUGGGACAGGUGGCUCCUGCCUAAGGACCACCUCAGGCCACUAACCCCUUGUGGACAACUGUGAGUAGUUGGGUUUUCCCCCACCUGCUGUGUGACUUGUGUGCUUUGAGGUUGGAUUAACUUGUCUUCAGGAGCUAAUUAAUUAACUGUACAGCUCUCCCCACGCCCCACUCAUUCAGUCACUGCAUUUGGUCAGCCUGCUUCUUCGGGUCGAUGCCCUCCUUCCGAUUCUCCAUCUCCUUCAGGGGAGGUUGGGGCCCCACUGGACUGGGUGUCAAGAUGUGAAAGCUCACGGGAGCUUUAAGGAGACUUCAUGGUGAUUCCAUGCAGGUGGUUCUGCCAUCCCUGCUGAUUUAGCCUGGUGCCUGUGUGUGUCCGCUGACAUGCACAUGUGGGGUGGGGGGGAACGUGUCUACACAUGACGCUAAAUCAGUUGGGGUCUACUGUAAACAGCAUUGUGUGUAAGAAGCAUCGUCAAGCUCCCAGCUAAGUAACUUGACUACUUUUAUUUGGGAAUUUCGGACUAUAGAAACUCUCAUGUUUUAUGUCCAGAUUCUGUGACCAUUAGUUACUGUAUCAGAACUCAUCAGGUACCCACUUAUAAAUAGCACUGAUCUGUCUGUACUGAUCCAUCACUAACCUGUUUUCUAGGACCCAGCGUAUGUAGCAUUUGUAUUGCAGUUUCCCUGGCUUACUUGUGUUUUGCACUGAUGAAUUUUGACAGGGUAAUUGCCACUUUACUUGUGCAAUACUGCUGUAAAUAACUGCAGAUUUUUAAACAAUCUUUUAUGUUAAUUUUAUAAAAAUAAAACUUUCAACUAGU
Nomascus leucogenys (northern white-cheeked gibbon) is the source of this 5110-nucleotide messenger RNA. RefSeq names its product BCL2 like 11 (gene BCL2L11). Gene Ontology annotation, biological process: meiosis I. The record is from RefSeq and is a predicted model, not a curated record. NCBI's taxonomy places the organism in Eukaryota, Metazoa, Chordata, Mammalia, Primates, Hylobatidae.